Lutzomyia longipalpis is the source of this 1528-nucleotide messenger RNA. RefSeq names its product chitobiosyldiphosphodolichol beta-mannosyltransferase (gene Alg1). Lineage: Eukaryota; Metazoa; Arthropoda; Insecta; Diptera; Psychodidae. The transcript has 2 exons. Gene Ontology annotation, cellular component: endoplasmic reticulum. Gene Ontology annotation, molecular function: mannosyltransferase activity. The record is from RefSeq and is a predicted model, not a curated record. The coding region runs from base 139 to 1461 and encodes 440 amino acids.
ACUUUUUUUGAAUGGGAGAAAACGCCGACUUUGGCCGACAGUGGACAAUUUUGCGCGUCAGGAAGGAAAUGUUUACGUGUACUUUUCUGCGAGACUUCCUGGACUGAGUGAAUCGCUUAAGUAGCCAAUAAUCCGACAAUGUCGGUGCGAAAGAGGGUGUGCGUUGUGGUCCUCGGUGAUAUUGGACGCAGCCCCCGGAUGCAGUAUCACGUAAAGAGUCUCCUCGAACACAAUUUCACCGUGGAUCUCGUGGGGUACGUUGAGACUCCACCCCUAGCCCAGAUUACUGCGAGUGAUCAAGUGAAGAUUCACGAACUCAACCCUUUCCCGAAUCUUGAACUUCCACGCCUCAUAAACUACGUAACAAAGACAAUUUGGCAAUUUCUCACGCUCCUUGUGGCCCUGCUGUCGAUCUCUCGUCCGGAUUUGAUGCUGUGUCAGAAUCCACCGGCAAUCCCCACGCUUUUUGUGUGCUACUACUACUGCUGGCUCCGGAAUACGCGUCUCCUGGUUGAUUGGCACAACUACACCCACACAAUCCUGGCACUGACAUCCACGGAAACGAGCCUGGUUGUGCGGAUUGCCCGCUGGAUGGAAGGCUACUAUGGGCGUCGUAGUGCUGGGAAUCUCUGUGUUACGGAGGCAAUGAAGAGGAAUCUCCUGAAGGUGUGGGAUAUAAAGGCUACAGUUCUGUAUGAUCGCCCCCCGGAACAUUUUCGCCCCAUCUCCCUGGAGGAGCGACAUGAGCUGUACAUGAAGCUCUCCACGAGCAUAUCGGAAUUCCUCACACGUACAUCGGAUGACUUCAAGGAAAGUGGAGUCAUUGAAUCCACAAACUUCACACAGAGACUCAGCAAUGGUACCAUUCUGGCUAAACCAUUGCGUCCGGGAAUACUCAUAAGUAGCACCAGUUGGACACCCGAUGAAGAUUUCUCCGUUCUCCUGUCAGCUUUGGAGAUGUACGAGGAGCACGUUCGUGGGAAGCCUCGUGGGGAAUUCCCAGAUCUCGUGUGCAUCAUCACAGGGAAGGGGCCCCAGAAGGAGUUUUACCUGAAUGUGCUGAAGGGGAAAAAGUGGCAGCAUGUGUCCGUCGCUACGCCCUGGCUUGAGAAUGAAGACUACCCCAAACUCCUAGCAGCUGCUGAUCUCGGUGUUUGUCUCCACUGGAGCUCCAGUGGUCUGGACUUACCUAUGAAGGUUGUGGAUAUGUUCGGAUGUGGACUUCCGGUGUGCGCCAUCAACUUCCAAUGUCUCGAGGAGCUCGUUCAGCAUCGCACGAAUGGCUUCAUCUUCAACAAUUCCGCUGAACUCUUUGAACAUCUCAUCUAUUGGUUUGAGAGAUUCCCCGACAACAUUGCCCUGCAUUCGCUAAAGGAGGAAAUGAACAAAUCCCUGAGGAACUUCCAGCAGCUACGAUGGAAGGACAAUUGGGAUCGUGAAGCUCUUACGUACUUCCAGUAAUAUUGCAGUCAGGAAGCGAGGAGGAAGAAUCAUUAAUCAUUCUCAUUAAAUAAUUUUCAUGUGAAAA